This is a messenger RNA of Paramecium sonneborni, 3073 nucleotides long. NCBI's taxonomy places the organism in Eukaryota, Ciliophora, Oligohymenophorea, Peniculida, Parameciidae. The record is from the annotation of a GenBank genome assembly.
AUGGAUUUUCAUCUAAUUACAAAAGAACAAUUUUCUUGGAUUAUCAUUUAAAAGUCACUUUCCUUGGAAGUAAAGUUUAUGAAAAUUAUUAAAAAUGUCUUUUAUGAUGAUUUAAAAGGUAUUAGUUUAUUUUGGAUUAAGCUUUUUAAAUAUAUUAAUUUAAUUGUCUCAUCAAAAAUGGAAUAAUUGAAAAAUAAAAAUGAAACAUUUUAGAAAUUCCAUCUAAACUCAAUUGAGAAAUAUAAAUAAUAUUAUUCCUUAAUUGAAUCUAUGGUAAAGUAAAAAUGUUGUUUUGAAUAAAAAUGGAUAAAAAGUUUGAGCUCAUUUAUAAGAAAAAAAAAAAAUUAAUAUGAUUCAGAAAAGUUUGUAAUGAUAAAAUAACAAAUUAAUUCCUUUAAAUACAAGAAAUUAAAUAACAGUUUUAAUUUAUUGGAAAUCAAUUAGUCAUCUUUGAAAGAUCUAAAAGUUCGAUAAGGUAAUAUGUGAAUUUAUUUAAAGGAUAUGACUUAAUAAUGAAAAGUAUGCAAAGGCAGAGUUUUAAGCCUUGCGAUUAUUAACCAUUGAAAAAUGAUUAAACUUAUUUAGAUGAUACUCCAUAAAUGCAAUUGUAAUAAUAUUAAAUAAUUCAACUUCAAUAGUUAUUAAUGUAUUAAUUUGGGUAUUGAAAAAAGUUUCACAAAUGGCUUGGAAUUAUUAAAAUAAAUUGAUAAUAAAGCAGGAUGUGACUCUUAUUAUUUAGGUUACACUUAAAUUUAUAUUAAAGGCAUUGAGCUAUUGAAUAUGAGAAGAUACAGAGAAGCUAUUGAGCAAUUUGAAGAGGCAAUUUAAACUAAUCCUCAUAAUUCUUUUUUUUAUGAAAGAAAGGGUUACGAGUAUAUUUACAAUUAGGCCUUGCUUUAUUAGAGAUGCUUGAUUUAUAAGAAGCUCUAAAACAAUUUGACAUUGCAAUUUGUCUUAACCCUAAUUAAUCAAGUCAUUAUGCUAAUAAAGGUUUACUUUGUUUAAUGUUUUAAUAGCUACUGUUUUACUUAUGAACUAUAAUUUUGAAGAUGCAAAAAAUUUAUUUGAUAUUUCAAUUUAAAAAGACAAUUGCAAGUCUAUUUGUUUUAGCAAUAAAGGUGAAUAUAAAUAAUCAUUUAGGUGUUGCGUUAUUGUUCAGUAAUCAGAAGGAAGAAGCUUUAAAUCAAUUUGAUUUAUCAAUUAAUGUUGGCUAACAGGAAUAUGAUAAAUUAGAGAAAUUAGGUAAAAAUUAAUUUAAUUUAUUAGCACAAGCUUUAUAUUCAUUAAAUUAAUUUGAAUUGGCUCAGUAUGUGAUCUAAUUAGCAAAGGAAAAGUUUAAAUCUAAUCUCAAUACUGCAUAUAACUUAAAAGGUUAAAUUUAUUUUUAUUCAGGUCUGGCUUUAAUGAUGAUGGGUCAAUUCUAAAGAGCUUUAGAAAAUUUCAAUAUUUCUUUAUAGUUAUGUGAUUAUAAUUCAUUGAACCAUUUGCAUAGAGGUUAAUUAUUAAAUUAAUUUAAGCAAUAUUGUUAAUAUUUUAAGGAUGCCAUUAAGAAGCCAUCGAAUCAUUAGAUUCAGCUAUACAAAUAAACCCAGAAGUUUCAGAUUAUUAUAAUUUAAAAGGUUAUAUAUUUACUAUUUUUAAGCAAUGUCUUUAUUAUCACUGGGUAAUAAAGAAGAUGCAUUAAAAAAUAUUGAUAUGGCAAUACAAAUUAACCCUGAAAGAUUUGAUUAUUUUCUUAAUAAAAGUGAGUAAUUUUUUUUCAAUUAAUUAGCAUCUAUUCUAAUCUAUAUGUUAAAGUUAGAAUAAGCUUUAGAAUACAGUAAUUACCUAACUUAAAUAAAUCCUCAAAUCGCCCUUGGCUUUUAGAUUAAAGGUAAUUUGAUUAAUAAUAAUUAGCCUGCGUUUUAAUAAUGAUGAGCAGAUAUUAAGAAGCUUUAGAAGCUCUAAAAAUUAAUAUUCAAUUAAAUCCAGAGGAUUUCCUACCUUAUAAUGCUAUAGGUUUAUAUUCAAUUCCAUUUUUUAGCAAAUGUCUUACUCAUAUUAAAUCAUAACGAAGAAGCUUUAAUAUACAUAGAUUCAGCUAUUCAUAUAAAUCCAAAUUCACCGUUUCUUUAUAUAAAUAAAGGUAUUGAUUCUAAGUAUUAUAAAGGGUUAAUUUUACUUCAAAUUAAUCGUUUUGAAGAAGCUUUACAUUGUAUUAAUUAAUCUAUUUAAAUUAAUCCAUUAAUUAAUACACUUUUCAACGCAAAAGGUCAAAAAUUUUCAUAUUUGUAGCUUUGAUCUUAGUAGAUAUGGGCCGUUAUGAAGAAGCACUCUAAGAAAUUAAACAAUAUCCAGACAAUGUUCGAAAUUCCCAACUUUAAGGUAAGAUUUUCAAAAUGAAUUAGUUGUCUGUUUACUUAAAUUAAAAAAAUAUCAAGAAGCACUAAUUAUUUUAGAUAAAGCUAUUAAUAUAAAUCCAUCAGAUUCUGUUAACCUUUAUUUAAAAGGUUUUUGAUAAUAUAAAAUACAGGAUAUCUCUUAUUAUGUCGGCAAGAGUGGGAAGAAGCCUUAGCUUAAUUUGAUAUAGCAUUAAAAUAUAACCCUUAAAAUAAUUUUAUAUUUUAAAAUAAAGGUAGUAAAAAAAAUGUAUAUAUAUUUAGCCAUUGCUUUAUAAAUUUUGAAUCGUAAUUAAGAGGCAUUAGACCUUUAAAAUAUUCUAAUUUAGAAUAAUCAUGAGAAUUAUCUUCUAUAUUACUAAAGAGGUAAAAAAAUUUAAAAUAAAAGCUACAACUUUAUUUAAAAUGAAUUCUUACUAUGAAGCUAUAAAAGAUUUGGAUAAUGGUAUUGAGUUAAAUCCUCACUAUUAUAAAUUUUAUUGCUUAAAAGGUUGAAUAAUCAAUUUAAUUUAAAAGCAAAUAUUCUACUACAAUUAAAUCUCUUAUAAGAAGCAUUAGAAACAUGUGAUUAAGCAAUAUCGAAAAACCCUGAAAUCUAUGAAGGAUAUUAUAUAAAAGGCUCAAAUAUUUAUUAAUUUAUUAGCUUGUGGUUUAAAUCUAGUAAAUCGUUUUUAAGAAGCAUUAGAGUAUAGUGA